Molecule: messenger RNA, 1312 nt
Organism: Xyrauchen texanus (razorback sucker)
Lineage: Eukaryota; Metazoa; Chordata; Actinopteri; Cypriniformes; Catostomidae
Product: alpha-ketoglutarate-dependent dioxygenase alkB homolog 6-like
Exons: 6
Coding region: 68-799 (243 amino acids)
Source: RefSeq, a predicted model, not a curated record
GAAUAAGAAGGGGUUCUGUAAACAGACUCAUGACAGGCUGGUUUUUAAUUAUGAAUAAAACAUUCACAUGAAAACAAUGAUGGCAAAUCCAUGUAAUUUUGCAGCGGACCUGGAAAAGUGGAUUAUUUAUAUUAUUUACGUAAAAGAGGCUCCUCCAACUGUUUAUUACAUUCCAAAUUUCAUAACAGAGACUGAGGAGGAGUAUCUGCUGCAACAGGUAUACAGAGCUCCCAAACCCAAGUGGACACAGUUAUCAGGGAGGAGGCUCCAGAAUUGGGGUGGGCUGCCAAAUUCCAAAGGAAUGCUUGCUGAGAAACUUCCAGAUUGGCUACUGAAGUACACAGAGAAAAUAUCUGCUUUUGGGGCAUUUGCUGGAAAAUCCACUAAUCAUGUGCUGGUAAAUGAAUACAAGCCUGGGGAGGGAAUUAUGCCUCAUGAAGAUGGGCCACUGUAUCACCCCACAGUAACAACUAUCAGUCUGGGCUCUCACACACUUCUGGACUUGUACAGUCCUGUUUGUGAAACACAGCUUGAAAUUCCUCAAACAGAAGAGAGCCACUACAUGUUAUCACUGUUGGUACAGCGAAGAAGUCUACUAAUUCUGAAGGAUAACGUGUAUGAACGCUGCUUCCAUGGUAUACAAGGAGUUUGUGAGGAUACAUUGUCAGAACAUGUGGUAAAUCUCUCCUCAGCGCAGAGUCAGGUUGGCGAUACAUUGCCCCGUGGUACCAGAAUCUCCCUUACCAUCUGCAACGUUCCCAAAGUUAUCCGAGCCAAUCUGUUGCUUGGCAAGAAGUAACACACUCAAGGACUUGCCUGAGCUUGGAACUAGACAAACCGGUUACACCUGUCUAAACCCUCAAAGCAAAGUGUGUAAAUGCAACACACAGAAGAGUCUACAAUAUAUUAUUUUACAUGCCAAGCAUUAGUGCCUGUAAGGAUGUCUUACUUUAAAUGCCUUACUGGAUGGCAUGCUGCUUGCUUGACAUUGUAUGUAACACAAUUCUGACUGAGUGGACAAUCUUGAUCAUUUGGACAUCAGAAAAUAGCAUUAACCAGUGUGUUGACUGUGACAUUAUGUUCAUUCACUCUGUUAAUGCACAGAAUGUUAAAAUGGGCAGCAAUUUGACAGAAAGCAGAGUGAUAGAAGACUGAGAAAUAUGUCUCCACUGCAAUCUCCCUGAAGCUAAAAUGUCUUUAAGGUUUAUCUAAUCUUAUGCACACACAAACAUUGGCCAUGUUCAAUGAAAAGAUGAAGCAAAUAAUAAAACAAAUCAGCUGCUUUUUCAACUGAAUAAAUAUACUGUGUAUA